AUGAUGAAUAAAGAAAAAUAUGUAGACAUUUUAAAAGAGGAUAAACCAAGUACUCUAUAUAUUGAAAAAAAUAUUAUUAAAAACAACCAUGUCAUAUUAAAUAAAGAUAGGAAUAUUAUAAAAACUGUUGAUAAUAAUUUUGAGUAUAAGAAUGAGUGUUACCAGAAAGAUUAUAAAAAUGAUAUAAUAGAUAAAGGAAAUGUUUAUGAUAAAUAUAUUAAUAAUAAUAAUAAUAAUAAUGAAGGUACAAAAAAAAAUUGUUUGAGAUAUGAUAGAUUUCAUAUUUAUGAUGAUAAAAUAAAAAACAUCGAUGAUAUAAAUGAAACUAUAAAAAUGAAAGAAGAAAAAAUAAUAAUUCCAUUACAUACAUUUGACGAAAAAAAAACUAAUAAUAUGGAUCUAAAAAUUAGUAAUAACGAUAUUUACAAUAAUAUGAACCCUUGUAAUGAUAAUAUUAAAAAUGAUAUCUUGGAAGUGAAUAUUGAAAAAGAAAAGAGAAAUGUUAUGAAUGAGAAAGGUAAUAAUUUUGUAAAUAAUAAAAUGGGAAUUGAUAAUAUAGAGGGGGAACAUAAGGAUGGUAUAAUAAGUCCUAAUAAUUAUAUAAAAUUAAAAAAUAUAAAUGAAAAUGAUAAGAUAAAUAAUAAUGAUAGGAUAAAUAAUAAUGAUAAGAUAAAUAAUAAUGAUAAUAUAAAUAAUAAAAAAAAAAGUAGUAAGAGAACGGGCAUCCCUUUAAACGAAAGAAAAUAUUAUCGUAUCCUUGCUAAACAAAUGAAGAAGAUUCAAGGAUUAACAUUUGAUCAUAACCAAAUAAGAUGGAUAGCAUAUUGGAAAAAUGAAAACAAUAAACAAAUACAAAAACAUUUUCCUGUGUGCAAGUUUGGUUUUCAUGAAGCUAGACAGCUAGCUCUAGAAUUUCGAAAUUUAAAAAUUAAUGACAAAAAUAAAAAUAGUAACCAAAAAAAUAAAAAUAUCAACAAUAAUAAUAAUAUGAACAAUAAUAAUGUAAACAAUAAUAAUGUAAACAAUAAUAAUGUAAACAAUAAUAAUGGUAAUUAUAUUAAAAAAAAAGAUAAAAAUAAAAAAUAUGUUAUAAAUAUAAAGAAUCAAUAUAAUAACAAUGGAAAGCAAUACAUUAAUCAUUACCCUCAAAAUAUAAAUAUAAAUCAUAUGAACUUUAAUAUGAAUAAUCUAAAUAUGGAUUAUACUCACAAUAAUAAUAAUAAUAAUAAUAUGUUUAAUGGAUUACAUAAUAAUUCUUUAUCUAAAUUAAAGUUAUGUAACAACAUAGAAGAUAUAUACUGUAAUGAAGUAAAAUUACAAGAGCCGUACAGAAUAAAUAUAUUAUCAAGAAAUAUGGAGAAUAAAGAAAAUGAUAUAUAUAUAUAUGAACAUAAUAUUGGAAAACAUUUUGAUAAUAAUAAUAAUAAUGAUAAUUAUAGUAAUUAUGUUCAUUCGUACGGUUUACAUAACAAUUUAUAUAAUCAUGCUGAAAAAAAAGAAAUAUUAAAUAAUAUGAUAUACAAUAUUGAAGGGGUUAAUAAUAAUUAUAUAGGAUAUGAUACACAGGAUAUGGAAAAUAAUUAUUUACAAAAUUAUGACUUUGGGAAAAUCGAUUUGAAUAACUCAUUUGAUAAUAUAAAUUAUAUGUAUGAAAAUGGGAAAUAUAAUAGUACAUAUGUUCAAGAUAUUCAUAAUAAUAAUCAUAAUAAUAAUAAUAUUAUGGUUCAUAAUAUGUAUGCUAAUGAUGAUUUGGUCAAAGGGAACUAUGAUGGUAAUACAAAUUAUUGUAAUAUGGAUAAUGAUAAAAAAAUAACAAACGAACAUAGUAUUGUUUAUAAUAAUAAUAAUUGUUAUUAUUAUUAUAAUUAUGUUCUUCCUUAUACUUUAAACCUUGAUAAGAAAUAUAUAAAUAAUUAUAAUUUUCCUUACUCAUAUAAUACUAUGAAAAAUGAUCCCAAUAUCGAAAGUGCAGAUGAUGCAAGGACGUUUCCAUAUGUAUCAUCAUAUGAAAAAAGUAAAAUUCCAAUAUAUUAUGAAAUGAACACAAAUAAUAAAAAUGACAAGAAAAUUGAUUAUGAUGAUGAUGAUGAUGAUGAUAAUAAUAAUAAUAAUAUAUCAUGUACAUAUGGGACCCAUCAAAAUUUGUUACAUAAUUAUAAUAAUAAUAAUAUGGAUGAACCUAUAGAAGAAGAGAAUACAUAUUAUGAUAAAGAAUAUAAGAAUAAAACGGAAAACACAAAUUUAUUAAAAAAUAUUAAAGUUAAUAAUAUAAUGAAUGUAAAUAAUAAUAAUGAACAUAUAAAAAUUAAUUUAUAUAGUAAUAAGAAAAAUGAAAAAGACUUAUUAACUUAUACAUUAACAAGAACGUCCACCUCAUCACAUUUAUCAGAACAUUUAAACAUAUUUAUAAAAAAUAAUCAAAAUGUGUCUUUAGAAAAAGAUAGUACCAAAAGUAAUAUAUUUAGGAAGGAUGAAAAAUUCUUUUUAGUAACAAAGGAUAAUUCUCAUAUAUCAAAAAAAAUGGAUAUUCAUAAUGAUAAAAGCAAUCAAAAAAACAAGAACACAAAGAAUAAGAAUAAGAAUAAGAAGAAGAAGAAGAAAAAGAAAAAAAAAAUAAUAAAAUCGUGUACUGAUGAAAUAAACAAAAAAAAUAUAGAAAAUCAUGUAAAGUCAAAUGAUUCAAUUGUGAAAUGUGAAAAUACAAAAUACCAUAAAAUAGAAAGUAAUAAUCUAACACACAUAAAUCAUCAAAAAGAAGAUGAGAAGAAUAUAAGUAAAUUGGAUAGUAUAAAAAAUAUACAUUCCUAUGAAAAGUGUAUGCAAAAUAAGUUAUAUAAAUCAAAUUAUUAUACGCAAAAUUUACAAUGUGAAAAAAAUGAUAUGUGUACAAAUUUGUUUAGUAAAAAGUGGAUACAAUAUAAUGAUGAGGAACAUAAAAAUGAAACUGAUUUAAUAGAAAUAGAAAAAAAUAAAGAAGGUAUUUUAUAUAAUGUAAAUGUGUAUAACAAUAAAAAUAUAUGUAACAAUAAAAAUAUAUGUAACAAUACAAAUAUAUGUAACAAUAAAAAUAUAUGUAAUAAUCAAAAUAUAUGUAACAAUAAAAAUAUAUGUAAUAAUAAAAAUAUUUAUAAUUACGAUAAUGCUAGGAAGGAUGGACAUAUGAUCAAUAUGUCUAGCCAAAACAAAUUAUCAAAAGAAAAGGCUCUAAAAACGUGUGACUUUACAUUAAUAAAUAAAAAUGACGAUACUCAUAAUAAUGAUAUUAACAAUAUUCAUAAUAAAUGUGAUAUGGAUCAUCUGUAUAAUCAUAUUAUUCCUUAUAAAAAUAUAAAGAUAACUGAAGAGUACAAAAGUAAUAAAAAAAAUGAUACAAAUCAUAACAAAUAUACAAAUAAAAAAAAGAUAAGUAAAGAAAAAAAAACGAACAAUGUUUCUUAUAAGUUUAAUGAUGUAAAAGAAAAUGAUAAAGAUCAAGGAGAUAUAACAAAUUUCUACCAUGAGAUGAUGAGAAUACCAAAAAUGAAAGGAGUUCAUUUUGAUGCAAGACAAAAAAGAUGGUGUGCUUAUGGAUAUAAAAAAAAAGAAUGUUUUUCUGUUUAUCGUUAUGGUUUUUUAAUAGCACGUGAACUAGCUAUAAGAAGUCGAUUAAAAGUACAAAAGAGAAAAAAUAAUUUAAGAAUAAGAAAAAUGAAUACUCGAGAAAAUGAGAAAAAAAAAGAAAAGCAAAAUAAUUUAACUUUUAACAAUAUAUCACAAAGAAAAAAUAAUUAUUGGAAUAAAAUAUCUGAUGAAAAUCAUAAAAAAAAAAAAACAAAUCACAUAAUAAAUGAUAAUCUUAUAUAUAAUAAAUAUGAUAAUAAAACUGAAGAGAUAAAUUCUUAUGAAAAAGAAGUGAUAAAUAAUAAGAUGUAUCAUAAUAAUAUGUAUGAUGAACAUAAUAAGAUAAAUAUUUAUUAUAAUGAAAAAAAUAUAAAUGAAAAUUUUAAUUACAUAACGGAUAAUAAUAAAGAUAUUUACAACAACAACAAUAAUAAUAAUAAUAAUAAUAAUAAUAAUAAUAAUUAUUGUAAUGUUUAUGAAGAUAGUUAUAAUAAUUAUAAUAAUAUGAUGAUCAUUCAAAAUAAAACAGAUAAAAAUGAUACCAAGCAUACAAGUUGUCAUAUCCCAAGAAAUAUAGAACAACAUCUUUAUUAUAAUGAUGAUCAAAAUAUAAAUGAUUACAAAUGUAACAAUAAUAUGAAUAAUAUGAAUAAUAACCGUGAACAAUAUUGUAAUAACCGUGAACAGUAUUGUAAUAACCGUGAACAAUAUUGUAAUAACCGUGAACAAUAUUGUAAUAACCGUGAACAAUAUUGUAAUAACCGUGAACAAUAUUGUAAUAACCGUGAACAAUAUUGUAAUAACCGUGAACAAUAUUGUAAUAACCGUGAACAAUAUUGUAAUAACCGUGAACAAUAUUGUAAUAACCCUGAACAAUAUUAUAAUAACCAUGAACAAUAUUGUAAUAACCCUGAACAAUAUUGUAAUAACCCUGAACAAUAUUGUAAUAACCCUGAACAAUAUUGUAAUAACCCUGAACAAUAUUAUAAUAACCAUGAACAAUAUUGUAAUAACCCUGAACAAUAUUAUAAAAACAAUAAUAUUCAACAAAGUAAUCAUUCAUAUAAUAUAAAUAAUAAUACAAUAAACUGUAAAACAAAUCCAGAAGAAGAAAAUAUGCUCGUAAAUAUAAAUAACGAAUUUAAUAAUAAGUUACCAAACUUUUAUACUGAUACUAAUUUGAUUAAUAGUAAGGAAACUAAUAAAAACCUUCAUGGAAUAAACGAUUUAAAUAAUGAAAAUAAAAAGUUUUUUUUUUUAAAUAACAUAAAUAAUUAUCAUAGUAAGGAUAUUAUGGAUAAUUAUAAACAAACAGAUAAUAUAAAUGAAGAAGAUAUAAAAAAUAUAACUCCUGUAAAUAAAAAUAAUAUAAAUAAUAUUAUAUGUAUGACUAAUGAAAAAGAGAAUAUGUCAAAUCAUACAAAAGAAUAUAAAAUAAAAAAUAUUGAUUAUAAUGAUAACAUAUAUGUAUCCGAUUCUUUAAAUGAAUAUUAUAACAAUAAUAAGAAUAUCGAAGAAAUAAAUAAUAAAAAGAAUAAUCAUAUUUAUACUAGUAGUAAUCAAAUUUAUAAUUGUAUAUAUAAUAUAGAUAAAGAUGAAUAUAAUAAUCAAAAUGUUAUAUCUAUUUAUAAUAAUUUUUAUAAUAUACAGGAAAAUAUAAAUGAGAAUCAUUCCAAAAAAAAAAAAAAGAUUAGUGUUAAUAAUGUUAAUAUAAAUUAUAUAAAUGAUCAAAAUUAUGGAAACAUGUAUUAUAAUGAAUUUAAUAGUUCUAUAUUAUUUUCUAUACCUCCUGAUGAUAUGUAUGUAGCUAGACAAAAUGUGGACACAGAAAAAAAAAAAAAAAAGGUAUUUUAUAUAAUACCUCCAAAGAUUAAUAAUAAUGAAGAGAAUACAUUUAAUGGAAACAUGAUAUAUGUUGAUGAAUAUAAUAAUGAAAUAAUACAAAAUGGUGAUGAUAAUAAUAAUAUUCAUAAUAAUAAUAAUAAUAUUUAUAUUCAUAAUAAUAAUAUAAAUAAUAAUUAUAAUAAUAUUUAUAUUCAUAACAAUUGUGAUAAUGAUAAUGUUAUGGAAAAGAUAUCUAAUAUACAAUAUGAUAAUACAUAUAAAUUAAAUGAAGAAAUAAAAGAAGAUGAAAAAAAUAUAUAUUUAUAUUUAUCAAAUCAUCCAUAUGAUAAUUUAAAAAAGGAUUAUCAUAUUAAUGAACAGAAAUGUUUGGAUAAUACAAAUAAUCAAACUGAUGAUAAUUUUUAUAAUGUAUAUUUAUGGAAUGAAAUAAAAAAAAAAGAUGAACCUUUUCAAGAUAAUUUAACAAAUGAAAAUUUAAGCGAUGAAUUGUUUUUUUUAAAAAAUAAAAAUUACUCUGUAGAAAAAUAUAGAGAAGAUGUGAUUAAUAAUAAAGGAAAACACGAAACUCAUUUCACCUCAAAUAAUUAUAACACAAAAAAUAAAGAUAAUCAUUUUAUAAAUAAUUCAUAUAAAAAUACAAAGGAUAGUAUUCAUUUAUAUAAUUUAAACCAAGUGAAAAAGGAAAAGUUAUAUACAAUUCAUGAUACAAAAAAUUUAGUACUAAGGAAAAUAAAUAUAUUAAAAGAAUUUGAUCAUAAAUUCUUAUCUCCUGGGAUGGUAAAUAUAAAUAUACAUGAUGAGGACAUCAAAAAGAAUAAACAUUACAAUUUUGUGUAUGAAGAAAUUAUUCAUAAAUAUUGUUUGAGUAUUUUUAAAAAAAUUAACAUUAGUACUUUUUUUAAGGAUAAUGAAAAACGUAUUUUUCUUAUGGAAAAUUAUUGGGAAUAUAGUAUAUUAACUCUACACGAUUUCAACGUAAAUAUGGUACAUGACAUGCCAGCACGUUUGAACCUUAGAAAAAUAAUUUAUAAAUAUUUAAUUUUAGAACUAUUUACAAAUGCUCAGAGUUGUAAUUUUCUUACAUGCAUUGAAAAGGGGACAACUUUUUUGAUUUCUCAUAUAAACAAAGAUAUGGAAAAAGAAAUAUUCCAAAAAAAAUCAAGAAAAUAUAUAAAUUUAAUGAAAAAGGUACAGAUAUAUCAUUUAAACAUGAUAGAUAAUAUAUAUGAUUUAAAAGCUAUACAAUUAUAUACAAACAUUCUUAUAAAUUGUUUGAUACAAAAUACAACAUCAAGCAACUUAUCGUUUAAAGAACAAGAAAUGUUAUUAAGAUCUCUACUGUUUUUUUAUUUUAAAAAAAAAUUUAUAUGA
This is a messenger RNA of Plasmodium falciparum 3D7, 6816 nucleotides long. RefSeq names its product AP2 domain-containing protein. Lineage: Eukaryota; Apicomplexa; Aconoidasida; Haemosporida; Plasmodiidae. Gene Ontology annotation, cellular component: nucleus. Bases 1 to 6816 code for a protein of 2271 amino acids. Gene Ontology annotation, molecular function: DNA-binding transcription factor activity. The transcript has 2 exons. The record is from RefSeq and is a predicted model, not a curated record. Gene Ontology annotation, biological process: regulation of DNA-templated transcription.